Messenger RNA from Medicago truncatula (barrel medic), 2334 nucleotides. Its product is annotated as FACT complex subunit SSRP1. Gene Ontology annotation, molecular function: histone binding; DNA binding; nucleosome binding. The transcript has 16 exons. NCBI's taxonomy places the organism in Eukaryota, Viridiplantae, Streptophyta, Magnoliopsida, Fabales, Fabaceae. The record is from RefSeq and is a predicted model, not a curated record. The coding region runs from base 101 to 2047 and encodes 648 amino acids. Gene Ontology annotation, cellular component: nucleus; FACT complex.
GAAAUAAAUAGGUGCGAAAUUUGUAUUUCUGAGUUACGACAAGAGACAAGAGAAAGAGUGUAACCAACCUUCGUUCUUUCAUUCCUGCGAUCAGAAGGCAAUGACUGACGGUCAUCUCUUCAACAAUAUCACCCUCGGCGGCCGUGGCGGCACUAAUCCGGGGCAGAUAAAAAUAUAUUCUGGGGGAAUUUUAUGGAAGAGACAGGGGGGUGGUAAAUCAAUUGAAGUUGACAAAUCAGACAUAGUGAGCGUGACAUGGAUGAAGGUUCCAAAGAGUAAUCAACUUGGUGUUCAGAUCAAAGAUGGGUUGUUCUACAAAUUCACUGGAUUUCGUGAUCAGGAUGUUGUAAGUUUGACCAGUUUUUUCCAAAACACCUUUGGAAUAACUGUAAAGGAGAAGCAACUUUCUGUUAGUGGGCGCAAUUGGGGAGAAGUUGAUUUAAAUGGAAAUAUGCUGGCUUUCAUGGUUGGCUCAAAGCAAGCUUUCGAAGUGCCUUUAGCAGACGUCUCACAAACUAACCUUCAAGGGAAAAAUGAUGUGAUCUUGGAGUUCCAUGUGGAUGAUACAACCGGAGCCAAUGAGAAAGAUUCGUUGAUGGAGAUAAGUUUCCAUAUACCGAAUUCCAACACCCAGUUUGUUGGUGAUGAAAAUUGCCCCCCUGCUCAGGUUUUCCGUGAUAAAAUAAUAUCUGUGGCCGACGUUGGUGCUGGAGGUGAAGAUGCUGUUGUUACCUUUGAUGGUAUUGCAAUCCUUACACCAAGGGGAAGAUAUAGUGUCGAGUUACACCUGUCAUUCUUGCGGCUUCAAGGACAGGCUAAUGAUUUCAAAAUCCAGUAUAGCAGUGUAGUUCGACUAUUUUUACUUCCUAAGUCUAAUCAGCCACAUACCUUCGUCGUUAUUAGUCUCGACCCCCCUAUUCGAAAAGGACAAACUUUGUACCCUCAUAUUGUGAUGCAGUUCGAAACUGAUUAUGUGGUUGAAAGUGAAUUGGCAUUAAGUGAAGAUCUGUAUAACUCUAAGUUCAAAGACAGAUUGGAGUUGUCGUAUAAGGGGCUUAUCCAUGAAGUGUUCACCACAGUAUUACGUGGCUUGUCUGGGGCCAAAGUUACUAAGCCUGGAAAAUUUAGGAGUUGUCAAGAUGGUUAUGCAGUGAAAUCAUCUCUGAAAGCUGAAGAUGGAAUUUUGUAUCCCCUUGAGAAGAGCUUCUUCUUUCUACCUAAACCUCCCACUCUUAUUACUCAUGAAGAGAUUGACUAUGUGGAGUUUGAGCGACAUGCUGCUGGUGGGUCAAAUAUGCAUUAUUUUGACCUUCUUAUCAGACUAAAAUCUGACCAAGAGCACCUCUUUCGUAAUAUUCAGAGAAACGAGUACCACAAUUUGUAUGGUUUUAUCAGUUCAAAGGGCUUGAAAAUUAUGAAUUUAGGAGAUGCCCAACCAACUACUGGUGUGGCUAAGGUUCUUGAGGGUGAUGAUGAUGAUGCUGUUGAUCCACAUCUUGAGCGCAUCAGAAAUGAAGCUGGUGAAGAUGAAAGUGACGAGGAGGAUGAAGACUUUGUUGCCGAAAAGGACGAUGAAGGGUCUCCUACUGAUGAUUCUGGGGCAGAUGAUUCUGAUGCUAGCCAAAGUGGUGAUGAGAAAGAGAUACCUGCCAAAAAGGAACCAAAGAAGGAUCUGUCUUCUAAGGCAUCUGCUUCUACUUCUACUUCUACUUCUAAGAAGAAAUCAAAAGAUGCAGAUGAAGAUGGCAAAAAGAAAAAACAGAAGAAGAAAAAGGAUCCAAAUGCACCCAAGAGGGGAAUGUCUGGAUUCAUGUUCUUUUCUCAAAUGGAAAGAGAGAAUAUAAAGAAAGCUAAUCCUGGGAUUUCAUUUACGGAUGUGGCAAAGUUACUUGGAGAAAACUGGAAAAAAAUGUCAGCUGAGGAGAAGGAGCCAUACGAGGCAAAAGCUCGUGUUGAUAAAAAACGUUAUGAGGAUGAGAAGAUUGUCUACAAUGCUCAACCACAACCGAUGAAUAUUGAUUCAGGAAAUGAAUCUGACAGUGCCUAAGGCUGCUUUGACAUUGAAAUUAAUCCAGUUAGCUUCUGUUCGUUUUAUGGUUGCUAUCAUGAAAGGCAAAUAACAUAUAUGUCAUUCUGUGAUAUAUUAUUUCUAUUCUCUUAUGAUAAAUUGGCGGAAAUUUUUGCUCCUAGGGAUGACCUAAUAACUUGUUAAAUUCACUGGAAUGUUCUCUGGGGUUGGUUAUAGAAGGAUGAGGUUUAUGUUAACAUACUGAUUACAUAACUUGUUUCCCACAAUUUUGCACCAAUUAAAUAAAUUCUGAUUUCUUUUGUUCA